CUGCAACACCACACAGUUAUCAACAUGGCGCCUCCCGUGUUUGAAACAUGCCAUGUAGCUUGUUGUGCAAACAGGACUCCUCAUGUGGUUUCUUGGGGCGCGGGAGGGACUGUGGCAUUUGGGACAUGUAAUUCAGUGGCUCUGUAUAAUCCCCAGGAGAGAACAGUCGUUGCUUUGCUCAAUGGACACACAGGCAGAGUCAAUGCAGUGCAGUGGAUACGCAGACCUGACUGUGGCCUAGAACAGCAUUUGGUUUCUGCAGGAUCAGACAAUCGAGUCUUUGUUUGGGAAGCACAAAAUGACAUUUUCAUUCGGUCGGCAGAGUGUACUGGUCACACUGCUCCUGUUUCUUCUGUGGAUGGGAUAUACCUGCAUGAAUCCCAGAUCCUGGUGGCCUCUGCAGCCUCAGACUCCACGGUCCGUCUGUGGCUCUGCAGUGAAGAUAAGAAUGCUGAGUGCCUCCAAACCUUAUCGUUUGACAGUGGCUUCAUGAUGGAUGUGUCUCUGGCGCUGUUGCCUGGCAGCGGAGUUCCCGUCCUGGCAUGUGGGGGUGAUGACUCUCGGGUUCAUCUGUAUGUACUCAACCAUGAAAAGGAAAUCCAAAAGGCCCUGACCUUGCAAGGACACGAAGACUGGGUUCGUGGCCUGGCAUGGACCUCUUUAGGUGGGGAGCUGUUAUUAGCCAGCUGUUCACAGGACUGUCUCAUCAGAGUGUGGAGGCUCUGUGCCAAGUCUGGGACGAACGCCCACACAGACGAUGAUCCCACCAUUAUCAAAAUGAAAGAGGACAUUUUUGAAGUGAAUAAGAAUGAUGUUUCCUUAAAGUUUGCUGUGUCUCUUGAGACCGUACUUGCCGGCCACGAGAACUGGGUUUACGGAGUCCAUUGGCAUCCUCCGUUUUACCAAGAAGGUGAGCAACAGCAGCACCUCAGUCUGCUUUCAGCUUCUAUGGAUAAGACCAUGAUUCUGUGGGCGCCUGAGGAGGGAUCUGGAGUCUGGGUGGAGCAGGUGCGAGUUGGAGAGGUUGGUGGAAACACACUGGGUUUCUUUGGUUGCCAGAUGAGUCCGGAUGGUUCAAUGAUCAUGGCUCAUGCUUUCCAUGGAGCUCUGCAUCUCUGGUGUAAAGACCAAGGGAACGAGGGUGAGUGGAGACCUGCAGUGGUCAUUUCUGGUCAUUUUAAUGCAGUCCAAGACCUGAGCUGGGACCCUGACGGGGAGUUUAUCCUCAGUGUGGGGUCUGACCAAACCACUAGGCUCUUUACACCAUGGAGGAAGCAUGAAGGCAGACAGUUGACUUGGCAUGAAAUCUCCAGGCCUCAGAUACAUGGCUACGAUAUGCAGUGCUUGGCCAUGGUUGGUAGGUUCCAGUUUGUAUCUGGAGCUGAUGAGAAGGUUUUAAGAGUUUUUCAAGCUCCUCGAAAUUUUGUGGAAAACUUUGCCAAUAUCUCUGGAAUCUCUAGAGAAAAGCUUCUCCUGGCUGGUGAUACUGCCAACCUCCCAGAGGGAGCAAGUACACCUGCCUUGGGCUUGUCUAACAAGGCUGUUUUUCAAGGUGACCUUGUUCAGAAAAGCGGCAAGGAGGAAGAUAAGUUCAGCAGAGUGUCUGAUCAAUACCAGGAGUCGUACUUCCACCCGCUCAACAUGACCGAGCCCCCGCCAGAGGACCAUCUUCUUCAAAACACUCUGUGGCCGGAGGUUCAGAAACUGUACGGCCAUGGCUUUGAGAUGUUCUGUCUGGCGGCAGACAGCGGUGGGACACUAGUGGCCUCUGCCUGUAAGGCAACUAAAAUGGAGCAUGCUUCCAUAUUACUAUGGGACACUAGUAGCUGGCGACAGGUGCAGGCUCUUUCAUACCACACCCUCACUGUCACUCAGAUGGCCUUCUCCCCUGAUUCUCAGUUCCUAUUGGCAGUUUCCCGUGACCGCACCUGGUCUUUAUGGAAGCACAAUUCUCCCACAUCUGAAAAUACAGAGCGAUUCUCACUAUUCUCACACACAGCCAAGGAAUCCGCUGUACACACCCGCAUCAUCUGGUCAUGUGACUGGAGCCCGGAUGGGACAUACUUUGCCACGUGCAGUAGAGACAAAAAGGUGAUUGUGUGGGGCAGGAUAGAGGCUAAACCAACAAGACAAUGUGACAUCAAGCCCUGCUCUUCCAUUCUUGAUGUGGGUGAUUCGGCCACAGCUGUAACCUUCUGUCCUGUCUUCUGCUCUGCAAACAGUUACCUGAUGGCAGUGGGCCUGGAGUGUGGCAGGAUCGUUUUGUACAAGUGGACACCUGGUUUAGAGCCCGGUUCUGACUGGAUCUGCUGUGGACAGACGGACACCUCACAGAGCCAUUGUUUGGCGGUUAAGCGGCUCCGCUGGCGGCCCAAAGCGGGCCGUGCGGGUCAUGGCCACAGUGGUGGGGUCACGCAGGAGGAAGAGAAAAGAGGACAGAGUGACAGUGAGAGCUCCUGGGCACAACUUGCCAGUGCCAGUGCGGACCACUCUGUCAAAAUCUUCUCCGUCAACAAACAGGCUUUUUAGCACCACCAACACUGACACCAUCAUGGCCGCCACCCACUGAGGAGCUGUGGGACAGAGCCACAGCUGCUCCCUGGCACCGCACUUCGGCUACGAGACAAUUCAGUCACAGUGCAGCACAGGACAGACCCUCCGCUGUCUUGGACUUGCUGGCUGAGUAAAACUAUAUGACCUUGGGCUGCUUUUCCUCACUCUUAUUCAGACACACUUAAGGGUAAUCUAAUCAAUAUAUUUAUAUUAGAUGCUAUUAUGUAGGGAAGCAUAUGUACAAAGUGUAUUUACUGGUUGUGAGUUAUAUUGUAUUUUUUAUGGAAUAAACCUAAAAUCCU
Periophthalmus magnuspinnatus is the source of this 2855-nucleotide messenger RNA. It is a transcript of the gene elp2, whose product is annotated as elongator acetyltransferase complex subunit 2. Bases 25 to 2529 code for a protein of 834 amino acids. Gene Ontology annotation, biological process: tRNA wobble uridine modification. The record is from RefSeq and is a predicted model, not a curated record. Gene Ontology annotation, molecular function: protein binding. The transcript is spliced from 22 exons. Gene Ontology annotation, cellular component: elongator holoenzyme complex. NCBI's taxonomy places the organism in Eukaryota, Metazoa, Chordata, Actinopteri, Gobiiformes, Gobiidae.